AUGAAAGAUACUCUGAUGAGCAUCAAGGAGAUCCAGAUAGAGCUCAGCGCGCAAGUUGAGGAAUCGGCGGUGCUGAAAACCCGCACGGCUACGCAGACAACGCCAGGCCUAGCUUCAUACAGCCAAGUUGCCAGAGAGGCAAACACCCGUGGGCCAGAGCCAGGAAGGUCCCUCACGGAGUGGAGCAGAGUCCGGACAAGGACGUCCGAGCAGACGGCUCCGAAGAAGAGCAAGCCGAGCAAGAGGGUCCGCCCUGACGCCCUUAUCAUUAAGGGAACUGAAGGGCACUCUUACAGCGAAAUCCUCAACCUGGUAACGAGGAGAGAGGACAACAAGCUGGAAGACGUGCGUAAGAACGUUCGCCGGAUCAAGCGCACAGCAAAGGGAGAUCUCCUCCUGGAACUGGAUGGCGCAUCAAGGGAGGACACCCAGUCCAUCAAGGAAAGCUUAGGCAACGUCCUUGGAGACCUGGCUUGCGUCCGGACAGUUGUGGAAGAGGCCCACGUUGAAGUACGCGACUUAGACGACCUGACCACCAAGGAGGAGGUAGCAGCAGCCGUGCACGCCCUAACGGGCCACCAGGUGGACGUUUCAAGCGUCAAAGCGCUUCGCCCGGCUUACGCGGGCACAAAAAUGGCGGUGCUCGCACUUGCGCCGCAAAUAGCAGCAAAACUCCUCGCAGAAGGGAGGGUAAAGGUGGGCUGGUCGAGCUGCCGGGUCCGAGAAAGGGCAUCCGAACGGAGGUGCUACAAGUGCCUUGAGUUUGGGCAUAUAGCGCUCCGGUGCAAGAGCGGAGAAGGCAGACGUGAAGCACAUCGCGGGCAGCAGGAGAUGCCCCAUGAGCAAAAAAUCGUCGGAGAGGUGAAGAUCAUCCAGAUUAACAUCAACCACUGCGAAGCCGCGCAUGAUCUGCUAAGCCAGACCGUGCGCGAAAUCCAUGCGGACGUAGCGCUGAUCAGUGAGCCAUACAAAAAGACCGCCGGGCCGAACUACAUUUUGGAUGCGAAGAAGUGUGCAGCUAUCUGGACGAUCGGCUCAUCCCGACCCCAACAAGUGCGCGUCGGAUCCUACUUCAUCCGGGCCAUGGUGAACGAGUUCCUCAUGUAUAGUUGCUACCUGCCACCGCGCCUCACCCUCCCGGACUUCACAUCAGUUCUGGACGAAUUGGUGGAUGAUGCACGGGGAAAGAGGAACGUGGUCAUCGCUGGGGACUUUAACGCAUGGGCAGAGGAGUGGGGAUCGGCCUACACGAACGCGAGAGGGAAAACCCUGCUCGAAACCAUCGCGUCACUCGAUGUAGCCCUACUAAACACAGGAUCGGAACACACUUUCAGAAGAGGCGGAGCCGGCUCAGUCGUGGACCUCACCUUCUGCAGCAGCUCGCUGUUUCAACAAGCACGAUGGCGCCUUGGAGAGAUCUACUCCGCGAGCGACCACAAGGCCAUAAUCUGCGAAAUAACGCGAAAUAGACCGCCAGCAUCAGCCCCAACACACAGCCGCUUCAAUCCAAAGACGCUCCAGGAGGACGCGUUCCGCAGGACAUGGAGAGACCCGGAUUUGGGCGAGCACGCGGAGAGGAGCUCUGAGAAGCUAAUGGAAGCCAUGGCAACGGCAUGCAGAGCCAGCAUGACCUAG
Messenger RNA from Drosophila takahashii, 1635 nucleotides. Lineage: Eukaryota; Metazoa; Arthropoda; Insecta; Diptera; Drosophilidae. The record is from RefSeq and is a predicted model, not a curated record.